CCCGAAGCGCGAGUCGCUCGAUAGCCCUCCCAAGUCGCCGGCGCCGCGGACGCCGGGGGUAAGACUUCGGAAUGAACGCGUCGGUGGCGUGAGCUCACGAGAGGUACUACGGUACCGGUACCGGUAUGGUACCGGUAUCGUAUCGCGGCAGCAUCGCACUUUUGCCUGUUUUGCUCACCGUGCAUCCGACCAGGAGUUUGUUUCGCAUUUCUGGAGCCGUAUAUCAUUCACACCCUGCGUGCACGCCAUCAACGCAGCGUCGCGUGCCUCAGAAUAGCCGCACCAAACUCGAAGCCAGAUUAGAGCUGCCAAAAAAUGCUCGUCGCGCGCGCCCUCCGCCCGACGACGCGCCGGCUCCGGGCGCUGAGCUACCUCGCCUCCAUCGACCAAGGGACGAGCAGCUCAAGAGUCAUCCUCUACGACGCCGAAACAUUAGAACCGGUCGCCUCGCACCAAGUCGAGCUGCAGUCGGCCACGUCCACUCCGGAGCCGGGCUGGUCCCAGAUGGACCCUGCAGCCAUAUUGAAGAGCGUCGAUCAAGCAGCGGCUGGUGCAUUGGACAAGGCGAACGCGUCGGCGAAAGACGUCGUCGGCGUGGGCAUCACGAAUCAACGGGAGUCCACGGUCUGCUGGGAUUCACGAAGUGGAGACGCGUUAUAUGAUUGUAUAUUAUGGCACGACGCUCGUACUAGAGAUGUCUCCCAAUCAGUACAAGAUAAGUUAGGUGGUAUUGAUGCCUUGCGAGGUGUCACUGGUUUACCUAUCUCGACCUACUUUUCGGGCGUGAAGCUGAAAUGGCUCCUGGACGAGGUACCAUCAAUACGUAACGCCCUGGAGCAAGGUUCGUUACGCUUCGGCACGGUGGAUACGUGGCUCAUGCACCACCUGACUGGGAACCAUAUCACGGACUUCACGAACGCGUCCCGAACGCUGAUGAUGGAUCUCGCUUCUGGUGAGUGGGAUGCAGGUUGUAUUGAUGCGCUGGGACUGCCUCCCUCGAUGAUAACCGCUCUACCGGAGAUCAGAGGCUGUGCCGAGACGUUAGGCGUCAUUGAUAAAGGCCCUCUGCAAGGUUGUGCCAUAACAGGCGUGUUGGGCGACCAGAUGGCGGCGACAGUUGGGCAAAGAUGUUUUGCGGUCGGAGACGCGAAGAUAACGUAUGGGACGGGCGCCUUUCUCCUGACGAACGCUGGAGAUAGUCCAGUACCCUCGAAGCACGGUCUACUAUCAACAGCAUUGUACGACUUUGGUGGGAAAAAAACUUAUGCCUUGGAGGGUGCGGUCGCGUGCUGCGCCGUGGGCCUCAAUUGGUUCCGCGACUCCCUAGGUAUGGUGGCAACGGCGCCGGAGCUGUCCGAUCUGGCUUCUUCGGUCGAGUCGACGGAGGGCGCGUACUUCGUGUCGGCCUUUUCUGGCUUAUUAGCACCGCGCUGGCGCGACGACGCCCGCGCAGCUCUUGUAGGCUUGACGCUGGCCCACGACCGAAGGCACGUCGCGCGAGCCGUCCUGGAGGGCGUCGCAUUGCAGUGCAACGACGUCAUUGCGGCCAUGGCCGAGGACACGGCCAACGAAGCGGCGACGCUGUACGUGGACGGAGGCGUCGCGCAGUCCGACGUCUUAUUGCAGAUGCAGGCCGACUGUGCUGGGAUUGAAGUUGCGAGACCUUCAGACGUCGAGACGACGGCGCUCGGCGCGGCCGUCGCGGCGGGCCUGGGCUCCGGCGUUUUUGGUUCGUUGGAGGCCGUCCCCAUUGACACAGGCGGCACGACGCGCUUCGCUCCAUCAAUAUCGUCGGAGGCGCGCGCCGCAAAACUAGAAUCGUGGCGGGCGGCCGUCGAGGCGACGUACGGGUGGGCGGACCGGGUUUGACCUUUUACCGCGUAAGACAAUUUUCCUAGCA
Pelagomonas calceolata is the source of this 1900-nucleotide messenger RNA. Lineage: Eukaryota; Pelagophyceae; Pelagomonadales; Pelagomonadaceae. The record is from the annotation of a GenBank genome assembly.